UUCUGCACGAAUUUUUGCCAUGCUGACAACGUGCUUGCUGCGAGUUUUCCUGAUGUCGUAAUAAACGUGAUACUAAUUUCACAUGGGUUCUCCUUGAAUCGGGAUGCCUCCUGAAUUUCUCUAGUAUACCCCUUACUCUUCGUCUCCCCAUUCGAUCAACGAAUAGAAGAAUGGAUUUUGGUGAUAACGAGCGUUCCAGUCCGCAGUCCAAUCAUCAUCAUCUGCUGGCGUUGCCCGACGACGACGAGGACGACGGGACGUCUGCGGACCCGUCCUUCUCCUUCUCCAUGGCCCCCUUAACGUCUGUUCCCACAGAAACCGAGCCACGACCCUCACGCACCGUUUCGGGCAGUCAGGACCUGUAUGCUCAAAAUGCCCACACCUGGAUUCUCUUUCAAGAUGCUGCGGCCAGCACUUCCAAAUUGUACCAAGCCCGCUCUUCCGGACAGGACGGACACUGGCAUAAUUUCCAGAAUGCAGCCCGCUCCAUUUCAUUGCUGUAUAAAGAGAGUCUGGAUCUGCAGCAGCGUUCCUAUGAUAGCGGCUACCGAGCCGGCGUGGAGAAGGCCUACGGCGCUGUGAUGGAGUGGCUGGUGCAGGAUCCGCGUUACCAUUCACGCAAGAACAUCCGCACGGAUGAUCUGAUCAACUUCAUCUAUUCCCCAAAGAAUCCCGCGGCCUUAAACAUCAAACUACGUCCCACCAAGGCCAUGGAGCGCAGUCUGGCCGGCAACGACGCCCAUCUCACCACCGACCACCAGCUGGGUGAUCUGCAGACCUUCCAGGAUGCGCUGCAUGUCUCCAGUUUGAACGUGGCCAUGUCGCACUUCAGCGUCAACCGGUCGCCACCGCGCAGCUCUCCGCCGCGUGGCCGUCCCGUGGAUCUGCACGCCUUCGUCACGGAGGAGAUCCGGCGUCAUAAGCGCAGCAGCGGCAGCGCCUUCGACCUGGACGACGACGAGGACAGUCUGCCGCCGGCCGCCUUCAAACGCUCCCGCUACACACCGCCGAAAUAACACACACACAGCCGACGCGACCCAGACGCGCGCAUGUGUGUUGUAUCCUGUGUGUAAACAAAUCCAGAGCUGUACAGUAACCCUACAAAGUCUUUUCUAUGGAUGACCGUCUUCUGUUGCAUGCUGUGGCUUUAUUACUGAGGCGCUUCCGUAUUGCAUGUGUCGUUGCUCGUUUGUCGGUAGUUGGAUUAAAUGGAGAAAGGAAGAGAGCAAAUAUUGUGUUUACAGUUGUUUUUUUCUCUGUUUGUAGCGGGCACCUGUGACUGCUGUGCUGUGCAGAGUUGGUUGACGUAUAUUGUUUUUCUUUUUUUUAUAAACAAGAUCGCUGUAAAUGAACUCUUAUUUUAGAGCACUUUUGCUUGGCGUUGGCAUUAAACACUUCUAACCGGAA
Molecule: messenger RNA, 1407 nt
Organism: Paramacrobiotus metropolitanus
Lineage: Eukaryota; Metazoa; Tardigrada; Eutardigrada; Parachela; Macrobiotidae
Product: HUWE1-associated protein modifying stress responses-like
Exons: 4
Coding region: 171-1016 (281 amino acids)
Source: RefSeq, a predicted model, not a curated record